Messenger RNA from Trichomonas vaginalis G3, 921 nucleotides. RefSeq names its product factor VIII-associated gene 1 family protein. Gene Ontology annotation, molecular function: protein binding. The transcript has a single exon. NCBI's taxonomy places the organism in Eukaryota, Parabasalia, Trichomonadida, Trichomonadidae. The coding region runs from base 1 to 921 and encodes 306 amino acids. Gene Ontology annotation, cellular component: early endosome. The record is from RefSeq and is a predicted model, not a curated record. Gene Ontology annotation, biological process: vesicle cytoskeletal trafficking.
AUGUUCUUCCAACAAUAUGACGAGAAAAUGGUAGAACUUUCUAAAUUUUUCAAAACAAAAAGAACUAUCUAUGAAACAGCUACGUUUUUUGAUCAACUUUACCAUGCCCAAAAGACUGAUAAUCCAUUUGACGUCGCAUUAGCUGCUCUGGCAAAAUUUGGUGAGCUUCAAUGCUAUGUGAAAGUCGAAGACACUUCCCGAGCUCUACAAACUGCUGUUACUGCUGCUCGAUUAUUUAUUCAAAAUGCCCAAUUUGGAUUUGAAUUUUCCAAAUCUCUUCCAGAAUCAUGGUCAAAUUCUCUUACUGAUGGCUUACAUUGCUAUAGAGUAGCUAUUGACCUCCUUAAAACAGCAAAUAAACCUUAUUUGGCUGCGACAAUGUUAAAUGAAAUGGGAAAGGUCGAAAGCGAUUUUGAAUUAACACAUGCAUCAGGAAAUACAUAUGAAGAGGCUAUCGAUGUCAUUAUUACAGGCCAAGCUCCCCUUCCUUUACUCUUUACAUCUGUUCUUAACGCAAUCAUGGCCUAUUCUAAGAUUGAUAGAUACGAUCUUGCACUCCAUGCUCUACAGAAAGCACAGCUCCACUUCUUCGAUAAUGAAACAAUGUGGGUUUCUCCUUCGCCAAUCAUGAAAAGACAAUACAGAGAUAUUCAAAUUGAACACGCACUUCUACUACUUAACGUUUAUCGCUACGAUGAGUGCUUAGAAUUCAUUGGUAAAAACUUGGAACCUGCCGAAGUUUCUAUCAUCGAAAAAAUGGUCGAAGCAUCGAAAUCUAGCCAAAUUUACCUCAUGGAUAAGAUUAUCGAAGAAGCAAGAGAAACAAAAAUCUUCAAUAAUAUGCAAAUCGGUCUUUUAAUGAAACACCUUCAAUUUACAUCAAGAGAAGUUGAAGCUGGCAUUUUCCAGAUUAUGUCUUAA